Molecule: messenger RNA, 624 nt
Organism: Drosophila teissieri
Lineage: Eukaryota; Metazoa; Arthropoda; Insecta; Diptera; Drosophilidae
Exons: 3
Coding region: 421-624 (67 amino acids)
Source: RefSeq, a predicted model, not a curated record
CCGCAGUCGGCUACUUGAUAUUCGAUACCUCAUACGCCCCGUUGGCCCGGUACAAGAAUCGCACGAAACGCAGCGAAAGUGCGCCAACUUUCGGGCGAACUCAACUGAACUGAACUGAAUUUGAAAGUGCGACAGGAUAGGCGUUGUCUGGCCUCUUUGGAGGUCCUGCUGGCGCCAAGCAGCGCCCUUGAGCAACGCGAAAUGCGGCCGCACACAUAAAUUGCAAUUAAGCGAGGGCAAACGAAUUGAAGAACAGAAGGAGAAACACAAGGAGAGAAGCAGUGAAAUUGCCGCACCAUCUGCAAUAGCAACAACUAGCGCGUCGAAACUUUGCUGGCCAGCGAGCCAAGUGGCCAAGUGGCCAAACAUAAAUAAGGAGCGCGCACAUUUAUCUAUCACUUGGGCGGAACUUUUCGCAAAAUGCCAGCGGGUCGAGUGGCUGGCAAGGCCGGCUACUCCAAUCACUACUAUAAUGGACGCUCCUACGUGGGCAUCAACGAGGAGAUCAUGUGGGUGAGCAUCGGCAUGGGCGUGACCAUUGUGCUCCUGAUCACGAUCGCCCUGUGCUACAUUGCGCGCGAGAAGUGCCAGAAGCGGCAGCGGGAGUACUACGUGACCGCAUAG